Messenger RNA from Ceraceosorus guamensis, 1033 nucleotides. RefSeq lists its product as hypothetical. The record is from RefSeq and is a predicted model, not a curated record. NCBI's taxonomy places the organism in Eukaryota, Fungi, Basidiomycota, Exobasidiomycetes, Ceraceosorales, Ceraceosoraceae. The coding region runs from base 92 to 868 and encodes 258 amino acids. The transcript has a single exon.
GACAAGUGAAGUGCUCCCUUGCACUAAUCCGCAAAGACUUUCGCUCCGAUCGGAAAUCUACAGCGUGCUCACCACCUUAGCUUUGGGGGACAUGUCGAGCUGCGCCAUCCAAGCGCUUUUAAUUCUCCUGCUCCUCGCCGCUGGCUGUCGUUCAGUUGCUCCACUCGCCGCUGAAAGCAGCGUCGCCCUCCUUCGUAGGACGCCAACGCCGAAUGAGAAGGAAUACUUGAAACAUUUUCUGCCCACGGGCUCUUCCAGCUUCUCAUCUCAAGAUUCAUCCACUUUCAAGUCGGAUGGCUCAUCCAAAUAUUCGUCGGAGGGCUCGUCCAGCUUCAAAUCGGACGCAUCGACUAGCAAGGGCUUCGCAAGCCCGAAGACUCCCUUGAAGCCCAAUGCUCUAAAACGCAAAAGCGGUGCCUUGGCCUUUCCUGGCAUCCUUGAAGACCCGCACCCUGCAUGGGGCGUAGAGCAUCCAGCGAGCCUUGAAGGCCACAAGGAGCUCGACACGCUCAAAGACGAGAGGCGAUGGAAAGUUCACAGCGACGAAGAAUGGAUACCGCAUAGCAUGCCCAAAGGCUAUCAUCUCCAAGAAUUUCGACUGGCCGGGUCCUACUACGCUGCCACGCCGGAUGGUGGGCUCCGCUACAUUCCCUCGCGAGACACUGCGGUGCACCUAGAAGAGAAGAUGCCCGGAGAGCGUUUGUAUGGCAAGCUUAGGGGCGGUAUACUCAUGACAAAGAGUGAAGGAAAAGGCUACACCCGUCCGCCUUACCACCGCCACAUGUUCCUCGAGGAGAUGGCGGGCAAAGAGUUUUAUCCGCACGACGUGCUGAAGGGAGUCCAACUCCUUCGUCCGGCCCGCAAGUAGAUCAGCGCAGAAUCCCAAUGCGAGGAUUUUCGUGGAUGCAGACCUUUGUAGGCUCGAAUCGCCAAGACUCCAUUUACCACACGAUGAUCUUGCGUUUAUCAACUUGACUUGACGCGUCUGUUGGCUGUUGUAGAGCCGUGUUGGCUUGGCUGCAGUCACACGAAA